Messenger RNA from Myxocyprinus asiaticus (Chinese sucker), 1629 nucleotides. RefSeq names its product E3 ubiquitin-protein ligase TRIM39-like. Gene Ontology annotation, molecular function: protein binding; zinc ion binding. The transcript is spliced from 7 exons. The coding region runs from base 1 to 1533 and encodes 510 amino acids. Lineage: Eukaryota; Metazoa; Chordata; Actinopteri; Cypriniformes; Catostomidae. The record is from RefSeq and is a predicted model, not a curated record.
AUGACGGAACCAAUUGAGUUGAAACCUUCUAAAAAUCCCUCGAUUCAAUGCUCAAUCUGUCUGGAUGUUCUCAUUGAUCCAGUCACCACUCCAUGUGGGCAUAACUUCUGUAAGACCUGCCUGACAAAAUGCUGGGACAGCAGUCAGGACUGCUACUGCCCACUUUGUAAGGAAAACUUCCCAAAGAGACCGAACCUUAAAAUUAAUACAGCACUCAGAGAACUUGCAGAAAGCUAUAGGAGGAAAAAAACCAAAGUGUUUUGUCACACCUGUGCAGAGAAGAAAGUGAAAGCCCUGAAGUCCUGCCUUGAGUGUCAGACAUCUUACUGUGAGACUCACCUGGAGCCUCAUCAAAAAGUUUCCAAUUUAAUGAAACACAAAUUGAUUGACCCUGUGGAGAAUCUGGAGGAUUAUAUAUGUCAGAAACAUGAGAAACCUCUGGAGCUGUUCUGUAGAGAUGAUCAGAUAAGUGUGUGUCUGUCCUGCACUGAGGAAGACCACAACGCUCACAACACUGUUCCUAUAGAGGAGGAGAUUGCAGAGAAGAAGAUUCAGCUGGCGAGGAUACAGAUGGAUGUGCAGCAGAUGAUCCAGGACAGAAAGAAGAACAUUCUAGACAUGAAAGAGUCAAUCACACUCACCAAAGAAAGCCAAACAGAACUACAUCAAGUGAUGGAGAAUCAGAAAGCAGCAGAGAAGCAGGCUGAAGAGCUCAUCAAAGAGCUGGAGCAGGAAAUCACUGAGCUAAAAAGGAGAAACACUGAGCUGGAGCAGCUCUCACACACUGAGGAUCACCUUCACCUCCUAAAGACUGACCCGUCACUGUGCAGCCUUUUAAACACCAGAAACUGGACUGAGAUCAGUAUUAACACUCGUCUGAGCAUGACCACUCUGAGGGAGGCAAUGAGUCAUUUUCAGUCUCUCCAGGAGGUACAUCAGCAUAGGAGUGAAAUAAAUCUUAAGAUGAUGCAGGAGUAUGCAGUGGAUGUGACUCUGGAUCCUGAUACAGCUCAUGCAUGUCUAAUUCUGUCUGAAGAUGGGAAACAAGUGAAAGUGGAUUUGAGUGGCAACAUUGAGCAUGACCUUCCAAACAACCCAGAGAGAUUUGAUUCAUGUCCCAGUGUUCUAGGAAAAGAGGGCUUCAAUUCAGGGAAGUUUUACUUUGAGGUUCAGGUAAAGGGAAAAACUGAUUGGGAUUUAGGAGUGGCCAGAGAAUCCAUUAAGAGAAAAGGCGAGAUUAAACUCAGUCCUCAGAAUGGAUUCUGGACUGUGGGUCUGUGGAAGGGGAAUGAAUAUCAGGCAAGUGCAUCUCCUUCUGUCUCACUUUCUUUGAGAGUGAAGCCCCAGAAGGUGGGGGUGUUUGUGGAUUAUGAGGAGGGUCUGGUCUCUUUUUUUGACGUGGAUUCCAAUUCUCAUAUCUACUCUUUCACUGGUCAGUCUUUCACUGAGAAACUCUAUCCAUAUUUCUAUCCUGGUAAAAACUAUGAGGAUAAAAUACCAUUAAUUGCAUCAUCUGUCAGUCAGAGUGAUUAACUGCAAAUGGAUUCAAUGUCUCAACACUUCUCGAGAGCUUUUUGUACAUAAUUGCAGAAUGUUAUAUUCUAUGUAAUAUCAAAAUACAAAAUUACC